Messenger RNA from Pleurotus ostreatus (oyster mushroom), 1704 nucleotides. RefSeq lists its product as uncharacterized. The transcript has 9 exons. The coding region runs from base 1 to 1704 and encodes 567 amino acids. NCBI's taxonomy places the organism in Eukaryota, Fungi, Basidiomycota, Agaricomycetes, Agaricales, Pleurotaceae. Gene Ontology annotation, molecular function: metal ion binding. The record is from RefSeq and is a predicted model, not a curated record.
AUGUCCAACGACAUCCCCAGCGGUGCACCGCUCGCAUCAGAUGAGCGAGACCGAAUUGAUUCGCUCCUCAAGACCCUACAAGGCAAUAUCGGGAAUAUUCUCGAUAGAGAGAGUCACGUCCAAGCGACGAUACGCAACCUUCAGAGUGAACUGAACGUAUACAAGCGUGCUUACGCCGACGUUGAUAAUGAACGACAACAGCUUGCGGCUCAGAAGCAGGAAGCCGAAAGGCAACGAGGCGAGCUGGAGCUUCAACUGAAGGGAAACCGAGUUGUGGCCCUCCUUGAUGGGGAUGGCACCAUAUUCUCAAGCAACCUCAUUUCCCAAGGCCAACCAGGCGGUCAUAUCGCGGCUCAGAAGCUGGCUGAUUCCAUUCUCCAACAUAUGAACGCUAAUUAUGGACUGAACCAAUACCAACUCUGGGUCUACGUCUUCUUCAAUAAACGUGGCUUGACUGAGGCCUUCGGGCGCUACGGCCUAGCUAAUUCGAAAGUCAAAUUCGACGAUUUCAUGCUGGGCUUCAAUCAAGCGGCCGAACGAUUCAUGAUGAUCGACGUUGGAACGACGAAGGAGGCAGCCGACGCCAAGAUCAAGGGCUGCCACGAUAAUGGCUAUGUCACGAACCUUCGUUCUCAAAUUACCGCAGGAUUCAAGCACAAGCUGAUCCUUUUGCAAAGCUAUGCGGAUAUGGCGGCCGGCAUAACUGAGCUCUGUUUACCCUCCAUGAGCUGCCCCGAUCUAUUCAUGCUCCAGAAGCUCGGCGCACAGUCAUUCGCGUCUGUUCCUUCUGCUGCACCUGCGGCCCAAGUCUCGUCGCCAGCUGUGUCUACCCUGGCCGCCUUACCACCGCAUGCUUCCCCCCCAUUGCAGGCGCGGUCGUUAGUCAUCUACCCGCCGGUCGACGGUGCCGCAGAAGGGCGAAGAGAGCCUUCAGCCUUGGGUCCGUUCCGAAAAGUUGAACGUCGAGAUUCCGUUGCAUCGAUUUCAAGUAGCUUCUCUGAGCGUCGCGAUUCCAUCUCAUUGUCGGGUGCUGCACCGCCGUUCAAACCCGAACGCCGCGACUCCAUUGUGUCCAAUUCGAGCGCAGUUAAUUUUGAAAGUCUGGAAGCUAAGACUUAUGUUGCCGCCGAAGCCAGCCCCCCUACACCACCCAUUGUUACCACCCUUCUUGGCGCGUCCCCGCCAUCCGUAGAUGCUUGGGAACUCCUGCCAUCCCAUGUUGCAUCUGUCGAGACUGCAUGCGAAGCUGAGACGAAGCGGCCAGCCCCAAGUUACUCCUCAGCCGUGAUGCGUCGUCCCCCCACUCCAGAGCUGGACUCCUCAAGCAGCAGUGAUGUAAGUGACUCAAGUGACGAGAAUCCAAGCCCAAGAAUUACGCCUGCCCGUCAUGUGAACCCGAAUAUACCGCUGUCGAAACAUAAACCGCCGCCAUGUACUCUUUUUUACCUCGCGAACUGCAAGUAUGGUAGCGAGUGCAAGUAUGCCCACAAUUACCUCCUCCAAGACGAUCAUUACACAGAGAUUCGGACCAACGCGAAGAAGGCCCCUUGUCCCUCUAUCAAUAAAGGUGAAACCUGCAUCUGGGCAGAAGCAUGCUGCUACGGGCAUGUUUGCCCAUCCGGACCCAGGUGCAUGUACUAUAAGCAGGGUCGCUGCAAGUUCACUGGCGUCGAUAUGCACAAGGAAGUCAAGGCCACCAAGUAA